This is a messenger RNA of Phragmites australis (common reed), 498 nucleotides long. RefSeq lists its product as uncharacterized. NCBI's taxonomy places the organism in Eukaryota, Viridiplantae, Streptophyta, Magnoliopsida, Poales, Poaceae. Bases 1 to 498 code for a protein of 165 amino acids. The record is from RefSeq and is a predicted model, not a curated record. The transcript is spliced from 6 exons.
AUGUUUAUCCAGAAGGCAUGGUGGACGGCGGCGUUCGGGCUCUACGGCUUCAACCAGUUCACCAAAUCCGGUUUCCUGGAGCAUGCCAAGAAACUCAGAGAGGACGAUACGCAGAUCCGGUUGGAAGGGAAAAGUUGCCUGGUAACCGGAGCAAAUUCCGGCAUAGGUUUUGCUACAUCUGAGGGUUUGGCUUCAUGCGGUGCUACUAUCUCUAUGCUCUGUCGUAGCAAGGAAAGGGGAGAGGCUGCUCUUAAUCAAAUAAGGUCCAAAACUGGCAAUACAAAAGUUCAUCUGGAGAUAUGUGACCUUUCAUCUAUCAAUGAAGUCAAAUCAUUUGCAACAAAGUUCACUUCAAUGGAUAAAUCACUUCAUGUCCUAGUUAACAAUGCUGGCUUACUUGAGCACAAGCGUGAGACUACAACAGAAGGGCAAGUGAUAUUGUGUUCAUUUGUUGUUUCCCUUGGUUAUUUGCAAACCCCCUCUUCAGUGGAAUCGUGA